AUGCAGCCCAGGACUCCUCAGCCGGCAGCAGAGGCCUCUGGGAUGAGCCCGGGGGCUGGCAGUAUCUGGACCACCAGAAGGGACGGUAACUUCCUACUGUCCGCCCUGCAGCCCGAGAUGGGUGUGUGCUCCCUGGCGCUGCCCUCGGACCUACAGUUGGACCGCCGGGGCACCGAAGGGCCAGAAGCCGAGAGGCUGCGUGCAGCUCGUGUCCAGGAGCAGGUCCGCGCUCGCCUCCUGCAGCUGGGGCAGCAGCCUUGGCAGAACGGGCCGGCCCAGCCCGACGGCGCGGCCAGGGCGGCCACAGGUGCGUGCCGGGCUCAGUACCACACCUUGCAGGCCGGUUUCAGCUCCCGCUCCCAGGGCCGGAGCGGGGACACCUCGACCUUCCGGCCCAUCGCCAGGCCUGCCUGCAGCCCUGUCUCCUGGUCUUCCCGCUCGGUCGUGGACCUGAGCUCCGGCCGAAGGCUGAGCUCAGCCCAGAGCAGGGGCAGCGCCCUUGGUGCCGCAGGGUAUGGGGGUGCCCGGCCCGCCGCGCCCCCGCCCACCCGGCCCACGUCCUUCCACGAGCGUGGCGGGGUGGGGAGCUGGGCGGAUCACGACACCUUGUCCCUGCACUCGCUCAGCCUGGGGGCCGGGGGCCCGGAUGACCGCUACGGAGUGGUGGAGGAGUGGCUGGAGCCGGCGGCCGCCUCCCCCUACAGGGCCUCUGCCUCUGAGCGCCGGGCCAGCUCCAGCUCUGGCCGGGCUGGGGGCCUGGGCUGGCUGGAGGCUGCCGAGGGGCCGCCCAGCCGGACCAUCCGUGCCCCCGCCGUGCGGACCCUGCAGCGGUUCCAGAGCGGCCACCGCAGCCGUGUGGCAGCUGGGGGAGUGCCAGGGGGCGUCCUGGAGCCCGUGACCCGGGCGCCAUCUGUGCGCAGCCUCAGCCUCAGCCUGGGCAACUCGGGCCACCUGCCGGACACGCGUGGGCUGGACAGCUACGGUGGCCACCGCACUUUGCAGAGGCUCAGCAGCGGCUUUGAUGACAUUGACCUGCCCUCGGCAGUCAAGUACCUCAUGGCCUCAGAUCCCAACCUGCAGGUGCUGGGAGCAGCCUACAUUCAGCACAAGUGCUACAGUGACACAGCAGCCAAGAAGCAGGCCCGCAGCCUGCAAGCUGUGGCUAGGCUGGUGAAGCUCUUCAACCACGCCAACCAGGAGGUGCAGCGCCACGCCACGGGCGCCAUGCGCAACCUUGUCUACGACAACGCGGACAACAAGCUGGCCCUGGUGGAGGAGAACGGCAUAUUCGAGCUGCUGCGUUCGCUGCGUGAGCAGGACGACGAGCUGCGCAAGAAUGUCACAGGGAUCCUGUGGAACUUGUCCUCCAGUGACCACCUGAAGGAUCGUCUGGCCCGAGACACGCUGGAGCAGCUCACAGACCUGGUGCUGAGCCCCUUCUCAGGGGCCAGGGGACCGCUCCUCACCCAGCAGAACGCCUCGGAAGCGGAGAUCUUCUACAACGCCACGGGCUUCCUCAGGAACCUCAGCUCGGCCUCCCAGGCCACUCGCCAGAAGAUGCGUGAGUGCCACGGGCUCGUGGACUCCCUGGUCACCUAUAUCAACCACGCCCUGGACGUGGGCAAGUGCGAGGAUAAGAGCGUGGAGAACGCCGUGUGCGUGCUCAGGAACCUGUCCUACCGCCUGUACGACGAGAUGCCACCGUCGGCCCUGCAGCGGCUGGAGGGCCGAGGCCGCCGGGAUACGGCAGGGGCGCUGCCAGGCGAGGCAGUGGGCUGCUUCACGCCACAGAGCCGGCGGCUCCGAGAGCUGCCCCUCACGGCCGACGCACUCACCUUCACCGAGGUGUCUAAGGACCCCAAGGGGCUGGAGUGGCUGUGGAGCCCCCAGGUCGUGGCGCUGUACAACCGGCUGCUGCAGCGCUGUGAGCUCAACCGGCACACGACGGAAGCGGCUGCCGGCGCGCUGCAGAACAUCACCGCAGGCGACCGCAGGUGGGCGGGCGUGCUGAGCCGGCUGGCUCUGGAGCAGGAACGCAUCCUGAACCCGCUGCUGGACCGAGUUCGGACGGCUGACCACCACCAGCUGCGCUCGCUGACCGGCCUCAUCCGAAACCUGUCUCGGAAUGCCAGGAACAAGGAUGAGCUGUCCACCAAGGUGGUGAGCCACCUGAUAGAGAAGCUGCCCGGCAGCCCGGCUGAGAACUCUCCCCCGGCCGACGUGCUGGUGAACAUCAUAGCCAUCCUCAACAACCUGCUGGUGGCCAGUCCCGUGGCCGCCCGAGACCUGCUCUACUUCGACGGGCUCCACAAACUGUUCUUCAUCAAGAAGACGCGGGACAGCCCUGACAGUGAGAAGUCCUCCCGGGCAGCCUCCAGCCUCCUGGCCAACCUGUGGCAGUACAACAAGCUCCACCGGGAUUUCCGGGCGAAGGGCUACCGAAAGGAAGACUUCCUGGGCCCGUAG
Molecule: messenger RNA, 2466 nt
Organism: Globicephala melas (long-finned pilot whale)
Lineage: Eukaryota; Metazoa; Chordata; Mammalia; Artiodactyla; Delphinidae
Gene: PKP3
Product: plakophilin 3
Biological process (GO): cell-cell junction assembly; cell-cell adhesion
Cellular component (GO): plasma membrane; nucleus; cytoplasm
Molecular function (GO): cadherin binding
Source: RefSeq, a predicted model, not a curated record